AUGAGCAGUUACUGUAAUAAACGUCCGGCCGACAUUCCUGGCUUCUCUCAUAUCAAAGGGGAUGUGGUCUUAAUCCACGGCUACAAGGGAUCAAAGUUAUAUAAUACCGUUUCCAAGCGUACUGUAUGGGUCAAUCUCCACACCCCGCUCAAUCCAUACUCGAAAGAGACUAUUGACCUUCCGCUUCACAUUACCGGUAACGAAGAAGAUAGAAUAGUAGCAGCCAAAAUAAUGAGGAAAAUUGCCCACUACAAAUUCUACGAUGCUAUAGUAACGCAUCUGAAAGCAAUCCAAAAUAGCAGAAAGUUGUCCAACGACGAAAAAAGUUUUAGAUUGCAUACGUUCGCAUACGACUGGAGACGAGAAAACGACGCAUCGGUGGAAACGUUUACCGACUAUCUGAAAGACAUCUACAAAAAUAACGGAAACCGGCCCAUCUACGUCAUAGCCCACUCCAACGGUGGCUUAAUCACACUGACGACGCUGCAUCGCCACCCUCAUCUUUUUGCUGGAUGUAUAUUCGCUGGCACUCCAUUCCACGGUGCGCCAGGUAUUUUCUGGGAAUUAAAAUACGGGGCACCUGUGCUUUUCAAUAAAAGACUCCAGGACAAGGCUGCUGUAUUCUCUUUACGGACGGCCUAUGGAUUUCUGCCACCAGCGGCACCCUUCGUCGACUCGAUCACCAAGGAAGAUAUAGAAAUCGAUCACUACGAUGUUGAGGCGUGGUUGAACAACGACUGGACUGACGUUAUCCACGAGGAAACUUCCAGACAUUUGCAAUUGGGAACCAAAGAAGAAAGAAUUGCAUAUUUGAAGCGAUCCUUGGAGACGGCAAAGAAAUUCCGCGAGGGCUUGAAAUACAAAGGACCAAACUUUAAGUACCCGCCCAUCUGUACUAUUGUGAGCGGCGAGCAUCUUGCAACCGGAAAGUAUCCUGUUGAGAGAUCAAUGGAUGGGAAAUUGAAAAUUCUGUACUAUCAGCGAGUACCUGUUGCUGGUGAUGGAGUUGUUCCGUUCGAGAGUGCAAAGUUGCCCGAAGGAAUACCUCAUGAUAUCGUACUCUCUAAAGAAACUCAUAGUACGCUACUGGAAGAUUUAGAGGCCGUUGGGAAGGCCGUCGAGAAGGUGUUUUCAAAGUAA
Molecule: messenger RNA, 1140 nt
Organism: Paraglomus occultum
Lineage: Eukaryota; Fungi; Glomeromycota; Glomeromycetes; Paraglomerales; Paraglomeraceae
Source: the annotation of a GenBank genome assembly